GCCAUGUUGGUCAGUUGGUCGUACUAGUGUACAUGCAUGUGUGUAUACACUUUUGUGUACCUUUAAUUCUACCACCCCAGAUUUAAAUGCACUUUGAAUUAUAUGGAAGCAAAAGCAUCAACAGCGCAUGGUGGAUUUGGACCGGACCCUCAUGGCCCCAACCAAACCCAUGAACCUCAACAGUCCCAGGAACCCCCCCAUGCUCCUCAGGGGGGCUACAGACCUCAACGGCCUGAGGAGUGCCAACGCAGCCACCCUUACCACCAUCUCCGGCAGCACUACAGCCGACCCUUCUUCUACAUACAGCCCCCCCAGCCAUACUUGCCACUUCAGUGGCCCAUGCCCAUGCCUAUGUCAAUGCCCUUCAACCCCUACUGUGGAUCCAGUGGGAUGGGUUAUGGCAUGGUGAUCCCUCCCUUCCAGCCAAGGCCCUACCUAGAGCCUCCAAGCUUCAUCCUGCCCUACUGCCGGCAACACCUGAAAGUCUACCGGCCCGGUAACCCCAACUACCAUCAGACCAUGGCCUACCAUGCUCGCAGGGUGCACUACCAGAACGGUCCCACUAGGGAGAUGGCCACCUCUGAGGUUCAGACAGACCCUCCAGCAGCCUCCCACCUCCCUGACCCGCCUCUCCCCAGCGGAGAUGGGUCUUCUAAGGGGGUCUUGGAUAACACCAAGGGUGGCACUGGAAAAGCCGUCAGCUCCUCACGGUCAAAGUACAUCGCCACAGCCUCUACUCUAAAAGAGGACAAGUCCCUGGCUGGCAAGGCCACAGGAAAGGCAACCUUGGCCACCAGAGGGGUGCCGAAGGGCAGCUUUGUGUUCCAGACGGAGGAGGUGAGGAUCGAGUGUUGCAGCACCCCCAGGGGCCUGAAGGUCCUGCGCUCUCGCCAGACGUCCGAGCUGACUCGCCAUGUGUCCAACAAGAGUCUGCAGCGUAGCUCCGCCCCGGGAAGGGCUCCCAUGCCGCAGGGGACGGGCUUGUGUCAGGAGGCGCAGCAGGAACGGAACCUGCAAACCUUCCCUGACGACCUGCUGGCAGGUGCGUUGCCCUGUGGCGGCAGUACUGGCUUGGAGGACUGUGGCUCUCACACCAAAAGGGGUCUAAAACCAGACUCUCCACGUGAAGCAGCUGAUGUGACCUGUGGAAUGCUGGUGCCCAAUGAUGCUGUGGUGACAGGGAGUGUCGAGGAGCAGAGGAAAAUCCUUCGUCUGCCCUUUGAGAUGCAGGACCUGGGAAAGCUGAGGAGGAUGGAGUCUUCGGUGUGGUCAGUAGAAUCUGUGGCACCCUCAUGUGAGUGGACUUCCCAGCACGGCCUGAUUCAGACCCAAGGGGAAACGCUGAACCCUCUGGAGGCGCCCCCUAUGUCAGAUGAGGUAAAGAUGGGAGAGGAGGUUUCUGUGGAGGAGGUUAUCCAGAUGACUGAGAUGGUCCCUAUGAUAGAGGGGGUCCCUGUGGCAGAGGGGGUCCCUGUGGCAGAGGGGGUCCCUGUGGCAGAGGGGGUCCCUGUGGCAGAGGGGGUCCCUGUGGCAGAGGGGGUCCCUGUGGCAGAGGGGGUCCCUGUGGCAGAGGGGGUCCCUGUGGCAGAGGGGGUCCCUGUGGCAGAGGGGGUAUCUGUGAGUCACAGUCCACCCGUGGUCAAUGUUCCCCCCACACCUUCAGAAAUAAGCCAGCUGAUGAAAGAGAUGAAUGACGUGGAUCAGCAUGAGACCUCUUUCGAGUCGUUGCCUGCAUACCUCCCCUCCACUAGCUGGCUAGCAGAUUCUGGGAACAACUAUUAUUACAGCAGAUUGCCUCCGAGAGUUCAGGAGCAGCACAGAAUCCUCACUGGCUAUCCUGCAGAGCUGUCCAGAAAGAGGGGAGUUGUCAAACCACAGCCUCAAGGUCACCUUGGGGCACUUGGGUUUAAGGAAGGGGAGUGUGGACACAGAGCUAAGGUGGACAGAAGAAGCCUCUCCGACAACGAGUGCUGCACCAACCGAAAUCUCAACAAAAACCCCCUCGUCCCAUCUAGCUCGAAACUGGAGCGCUUCUGUGCCAGAUGUUUGACAAAACGCAGAGCUCUCAUGUCUGUGCCAGAAGCACCACCAAUCAACAGGAGGGAGGUCCCUGUCUCGUUGUGGGAUGAAGCUUUGGCCACCUGCAGAUGCCAUCUCAAGAAGAGGGUAGCUGGACGUUCUAACAUCUCCGCUGUCCGCAAGGAAGAUCAGACCGAGGGAGAGUCUUCAGAGAACGGCUCAUGUCGGUCCAAACACAAAGGGCUCGAGGACCCAGCGAGAGCCCCCGAGCCCCGCAGGCCUCUGUCCACGAAGAAACAAGUGGAGAAAUGCCCCAUUGGUCCGCAUGCUAAACUCCGAGACAAGCUCUGCGCCUGCCGGGCUCACCAGCACCAGCACGCCACCUGGGAAGGGCCCCGCCGCCACAGACGCAUCAUGCGAGAGGACAACGAGGAGAACCAGGCCGUCCCACCACAGAACAGAUGUAGGCAUGUUGACCCACACUACCUAGAACCAAAAUGGCGAACAGAGAGAACUUGGAAGAGUGGUGGGAUGGACACAGACAAGUUUAAGAAUGCAAGCCUGUCACCGCACUUGUAUAUUGAUAAGAAAGCACAAUCACAAGGUAAGGAUUCACAAAGACACAAGAUGAUGAUUUACACGAGAGCACGUUCAAAGUAAAUUGAAAUCACUAUUCACAUUUCAUGACGUUCACAAAUUGACUCACAAUGCUCACUAUUUAUACCCGUGAAUACUUAUAUUAAACACUUUG
Messenger RNA from Osmerus eperlanus (European smelt), 2770 nucleotides. RefSeq lists its product as uncharacterized. The record is from RefSeq and is a predicted model, not a curated record. Bases 103 to 2679 code for a protein of 858 amino acids. NCBI's taxonomy places the organism in Eukaryota, Metazoa, Chordata, Actinopteri, Osmeriformes, Osmeridae. The transcript is spliced from 7 exons. Gene Ontology annotation, molecular function: transferase activity.